CCUUGGUAGCACCCAUAGCUGAGCAAACCUGCUUAGAACAAACAGGUGCAGCCUUUUCUUAUCACUACCUGAAUAAGUUAAAGCUUUUUUUGGUGGGAAAGUUUUUUUUUGGAAACAUUUGAGCUAGAAAGUUAACCUAUCAGCCCAAGAACACAAAGAACGUAAACACUAUUGUCAAUGACAAUGAGCAACCAGGAAGAGAGGACAGUCAGAGAGAUGAUGGGCUCUUCCAUUUGCCUCGUACCAGAGAAGCACUUGCUGUGCCUUCUUUGCAGAAACAUCUUCACCAACCCAGUUACCAUACCCUGUGGACACAGCUUCUGCCUGUCCUGCCUCAGCCAAUUCUGGACUCGACGCCAGGCCAAAUACUGCCCAGACUGUAGAAGAUUGUUUGCCAACAAGCCAGACCUCAGUGUCAACCAUAUUUUGGCAGAUGUUUGUGAAAAUUACAGAAGUGCGCACCCUCAGAAACCACCGGACGAAGAGACGGUUACAGACGUUCAACAAAUGAUCCAGGACAGACUACACAAGAUAGAGAGGCUAAAAUCUUCCCUGGAGGUCCAAAAGAGUUCUUACCUGCGUGAGGUGCGAGAGAGUCAAAAAGUCUUCUCAGCCCUUGUAUGUGCUAUGGAGACAACUCACAAAGCUGUCGUCUCUGCAAUUGAGAGCAAGCAAAAGGAAGAAGAGCAAAGAGUGCAGAAGCUGAUAAGGGAAAUCAAGGAAGAAAUCGAGCAGCUGAGGAACCACCUGAAUCAAGCUGACCCUCAGGAUUUUGAUCAAAGUGAGGGCAUGAAGCAGGUUGUCUCGCUCAGUGAGAUGAAGGACUGGUCCAGGGUUAGCAUUGAAAGUGACCCUUGUGUUGGGGUCACAAGAAGAGCGAUGUCAGACCUCUUAGAAAAGAUCAAACUGGAAGUCAACAGGCUCUCCAAAGCUGAACAAAGGAGACUAGAGAGGUAUACAGUUGAGCUGAACCUCAGUGGAAAGACAGCCCACCCGUUUCUUUCCGUCUCAGACGACCGGAAACAGGUGAGGCAUACCAACAAGCUUCAGGAGGUUCCAGAUCAUCCAACGCGCUUUGACCGUGUGGCCAACGUGCUGGCUAAGGAAGGCUUCAGCAGUGGGAGGGUCUACUGGGAGGUGGAGGUCGGCGACAAGAUCGAGUGGAACCUGGGUGUCGCCAGGCAGUCCAUAAACAGAAAAGGAAAGUUUACUGUCUGCCCGGCCAAUGGUUUCUGGACUUUGAGCCUGAAGGCUGGAGGCCAGUAUAUUGCCAACACCUCUCCUGUCACCUUUGUGGCUCUGGAGCAGCGUCCUAAGACUGUGGCGGUGUUUUUGGAUUACGCCCAAGGCUUCGUUUCCUUCUUCUGUGCUGAAUCAGGAGCGCACAUUUACACCUUCACAGACAGGUUCACAGACAGACUUUAUCCAAUCUUCAGUCCCGGACGCCUGCAUGGUGGCAAAAAUGCAGCCCCGUUGAUCAUAACUUCAAGUUUCUGCAGCAUUUGAGCUUCAGUCAUUGGUUUUAUCUUCUGUAUUUUCCUGAUUUUGACAAAUUAUUUAUUAAAUGAAAUGUAUAUCAGACAUCUUCAAUAAACCACAUAUUAUU
Molecule: messenger RNA, 1606 nt
Organism: Cyprinodon variegatus (sheepshead minnow)
Lineage: Eukaryota; Metazoa; Chordata; Actinopteri; Cyprinodontiformes; Cyprinodontidae
Gene: btr02
Product: E3 ubiquitin-protein ligase TRIM39-like
Exons: 8
Coding region: 178-1506 (442 amino acids)
Molecular function (GO): protein binding
Source: RefSeq, a predicted model, not a curated record